Messenger RNA from Eimeria mitis, 213 nucleotides. RefSeq lists its product as uncharacterized. Gene Ontology annotation, molecular function: ice binding. The coding region runs from base 1 to 213 and encodes 70 amino acids. Lineage: Eukaryota; Apicomplexa; Conoidasida; Eucoccidiorida; Eimeriidae. The transcript is spliced from 2 exons. The record is from RefSeq and is a predicted model, not a curated record.
AUGUUAUACGCUGCACCUGUUGCUGCUCCUGCAGCAGCAGCAGCAGCAUCACCAGCAGCAACAACAGCCGCAGCAGCAACAGCAACAGCAGCAGCAGCAGCAGCAGCAGCAGCAGCAGCAGCAGCAGCAGGGGGUACGGGGCAGUUUCAGCAGCAGCAACAGCAGCAGCAACAGCAGCAGCAACAGCAGCAGCAAAAACAACACCAAGCAUAA